AUUAAUCACGUGCUUUAAUUGACAAUGACAAUAAUCAUAUGACAUUUGGGUGAGGUGUUUUUAUCUCGUGAGCUUGUUAUUCUCAAUAUCAUUAAAAAAUUAAGCACACAUCAUGAAGGGCUGUAUUUUUAACAUCGACAAUGGCUACUUGGAAGGAUUAUGUCGUGGAUUCAAAUGCGGAAUUCUCAAACAAUCAGACUAUCUUAAUUUGGUUCAAUGCGAAAGCCUUGAAGAUUUAAAAUUGCAUUUACAAGGAACUGAUUAUGGUACAUUUUUGGCCAAUGAACCCUCACCUUUGUCAGUAUCAACUAUCGAUUUGAGACUCAGGGAAAAAUUGGUAAUUGAGUUUCAACAUAUGCGAAAUCAAGCAGUGGAGCCUCUGUCCACUUUCAUGGACUUUAUUACGUACAGUUACAUGAUAGAUAAUAUUAUACUCUUAAUUACAGGAACUCUUCAUCAACGACCAAUUGGUGAGUUAAUUCCAAAAUGUCACCCUUUAGGUAGUUUUGAACAAAUGGAAGCUAUCCAUGUCGCUGCUACUCCAGCUGAAUUAUAUAAUGCAGUCUUAGUAGAUACUCCACUUGCUCCAUUUUUUGUUGAUUGUAUUAGUGAACAAGAUUUAGACGAGAUGAAUAUUGAAAUAAUAAGAAAUACAUUGUACAAAGCAUAUUUAGAAGCAUUCUAUGCUUUCUGCAAAGAAAUCGGAGGUACUACAGCUGAUUGUAUGUGCGAAAUCUUAGCAUUUGAAGCCGAUAGACGUGCAAUAAUUAUAACUAUUAACUCAUUUGGUACCGAAUUGAGUAAAGAUGAUCGUGCUAAAUUGUAUCCUCGUUGCGGUAGACUCCAUCCUGACGGAUUAGCCGCGCUCGUUAGAGCUGAAGAUUACGAUCAAGUAAAAGCUGUAGCUGAAUAUUAUGCGGAAUAUUCCAAACUUUUUGAAGGCGCCGGAAAUAAUCCCGGAGAUAAAACUUUAGAAGAUAAAUUCUUCGAGUAUGAAGUUCGUCUUAAUAUCAAUGCUUUCAUGCAACAAUUUCACUUUGGAGUUUUUUAUUCUUAUUUGAAAUUGAAGGAACAGGAAUGCAGAAAUAUUGUUUGGAUCGCUGAGUGUGUCGCACAGAAACACAGGGCUAAAAUUGAUAAUUACAUUCCGAUAUUUUAAAAAAUUUCCAUUCCAUUUAAUCAGUUUUGAACUUUAUAGUGUUAACUAAAAAGAAAAUGUAGAAACAUGCGGGAGUUUCAUUUUAUUUCUCAUAAUAUAAUGAUAUAUCAUGGGUCGAAUAUUCUAAUUAUAAAAGAUGUAAAAUUUGCCAUCAAAUAUUUUUAAAAAAUUGAAUUAAUUUUGUUGAGAGUGAAAUACAGGGAAGAAAGUAGAUCAUAGUUUAAGUUUUUUAAUGAAUCAUCAUUAAUUCUCAGCUCAAAUAGUGUCAGAAGUCAAAAAAAAACACACUAUGGAGUAAUAAGCGUUUGAAAUUACUGCAAUGGCAACUAUUUACUUGAUGUAAUUUGAGAAAAGAUUUUCAAAUUUUUUGAGAUAUUUUUGAGUUAUGACACUAUAUGAGAGGAGGUGCGAUAUGUUUUUCUAUAUUUUAAAAACAUUUUCACCUAUUUCAUAAAUUAAAAUAACGUAUUAUUACAAUUUUUCAUAAUUUUUAAAAAUAAAAAUUGUACAAAUCUACCCAUCCCAUGUAAUGUAUCUUCGGGCUAACCAAUGAUGGUUGAACAUAUUCUUUGUAUUGAAAUAUUAAAACUACUUUAUAAAAAACUAUUUAUUAUGCAAGAAAAUAAUUAAUUAAUCGAUUACGGCACUCGACGAAUACCAAAACAUCACACCCUAGUUAUUCUCCUCAAAAUAUUCAAAAUUUUAUCUAUACGCUGGAAAAGGAGCUAAGGGUAAUAACCGAUUGAGCCCGGCUCAAGUUUUAGAAGUAUUUGAAUUUUGUAAAAAAGACAAUUAAUUCUAUAGCAUUUGGGAGUUCAUUUUUUAGCUAAAUUUAGCGUUGAUUUCAAUGCUGAUAGAACAAUAAUGAAAAAAUAACCGUUUUGCGACAUUGAAAUGCUGAUAUAAUAUUCGACUCAUGUUUUUAUUAUUUUUUUUUUGGAUUUAUCUAUUUAAUCUUGAUGAUUUCGAGCUCCCCUCAUCUUGUGUGUCACUGUCUAGAAUAAAUCUAGUUUUAACCUAAAUAUUUAACUUAAAUAUAAUUUAUGAUUGAUAUAUAUAUAUACAAUAUAUUUUAUUGAAAGCACUUCCCCCAAUUACAUUUUUUGAAAUAUUGUUAGUAAAAGUCUUUAUUGAGUCGAAUUCGUGAUUUAUUUCAAAAGAUAUUGUAAAAAAAACUUAUUAAAAUGCUAUUCUUCUUGUUUAUGUAUAAAAUAAAUAUAUUAUGUACAUCAAACAAA
Diorhabda carinulata is the source of this 2397-nucleotide messenger RNA. It is a transcript of the gene VhaAC39-1, whose product is annotated as V-type proton ATPase subunit d. Gene Ontology annotation, cellular component: proton-transporting V-type ATPase, V0 domain; early endosome; vacuolar proton-transporting V-type ATPase complex. Gene Ontology annotation, molecular function: proton-transporting ATPase activity, rotational mechanism. Lineage: Eukaryota; Metazoa; Arthropoda; Insecta; Coleoptera; Chrysomelidae. The record is from RefSeq and is a predicted model, not a curated record. The coding region runs from base 113 to 1159 and encodes 348 amino acids. The transcript is spliced from 2 exons. Gene Ontology annotation, biological process: vacuolar transport; proton transmembrane transport; vacuolar acidification.